GCUCACUCAUCGCUUCCUUGUCAUCAGCUAGACACACUCCGCCAUGGGCACCGCUACGCCCCCGCCGCAGUUCUACGGUGGGGUGGACCUCUUCGUGUCUGGGCAACAGGUGACCGGGGCACCGGCGUCACCUGUGCAGACCCGUAGCGGGCGUAUUUCACGACCGCCGCCGAUGCCGCAGAAGGGCGACACCGAGCUCACUCAAAGCACGGAGGGUUCCCACUCUGACCAUUUAGAGCCGCCGCGCAAGCGUGGCCGGCCCGCUCUUGAUCCAAAGGAGCGGUUGAACCGCACGCGUCAACGGAACAAGGAGGCUGCGCAUGCACUUCGCGAGAAAAAGAAGCAGACGGCGAACGAGAAUCUCAUUCUACUCGAAGAGAAGACGCGCGAAUGCCGCGUCCUCGAAGACCGAUGCCAUGAGCUCGAGGCGCAAGUGCGAGAGCUACAAGCGACGUUGCAGGCGCACCGCAUCCCCCUUCCUUCCGUUCCCGGACCGUCGCGCAGCUGGCGCGACUACCGCAGCGAACAGGAGUCGCGCAAUCACACCAGCCAACAUGCGUCACCCGCUGUCGCCGAUCAGGUUGUCUUCCCCAACCAUCAAGCCUCACAAGGGUUUGCUACUCAGGCGCCGCCCGCCUUCCCAAACCAGCCAUCACCCGCAUUCAUGGUCCCCCAGUACCAGCCCGUGUAUGCUGGCUUGGAGGCACUGGCCAACGCAGCUCUCCCUAAUCUUGCACCACAGCCAGUGGCGCACGUCGGCUCGCUCGACCCAGCCAGCGCCAUCGGCAAUCUCAACACACCGCUGCAUACCACUCCCAACGCAGGCUCGUUCGCAAUCGACCCUGAAAUACAGGCAGCUCUGGACGCGCUCAACCUGCCAGCAUACAAUUGGCAGCUACCAGACGACGCCAUGUCCCUUUCGGCGCUCUUCACCCUCGACGAUUUGGGAGAAGAUGCCAACGACGCCGACUUUGUGCCUCCUACGUCGCCAAAGGGCGAGAGCGAGAGCGACUCUGACGACGACGAGGACGAAGAAGAGAGGGCGAGGGACAAGGACAGGAAUAAGGCGCACACGGCGCCGACAGCCUCGCCGCCUGACGAGGAGGAGGACCUCUUCCUCCCCAUCGAGGACGUGCCCGUUCCGGAGGAUCAGCUGUAUGCGGACGCUAUGGCGGCUCUCGGCGUCAGCACGCCUGCAGAACUCAAGGUCGUCGUCAACAAGAUAGUCGAGACGGCCAGCCGUGGUGGCGUGACGCCGGAGCAGGUCGAAGGUCUCAGGCGGCUGACUCGCCUGGCCGAGGUACGAGGGGCGACGCUGAGCGCGAGCACCGCCAGAGCGCCCACUUCGCGACCGCCAGGCAGCGGCCAGAACGACAGAGAGAGUACGGUGAGAGAUGGCGUCAAGGAGAGAAAGCGGGAAAAAGGCAAGGAAGGCCGACCAUAGAACUGUCGCAUCACACAUUAACCCCAUUGUAUCCUUUCGCAUUGCAUUUAGUACUCGCCUGUCUGGUUGUCGUUGUGGUUACCAGCCAAUUUUACUCGGUGGGUACCGAUUGACUUCAGAAACUCACCUCCCCUCGCCAUCGCGGAUUGGGGCGCCAUUGCUCUCUCGUCCAUCCACUUCCUCCUAUUCCCAUCGCAGCUAUUGCAG
Messenger RNA from Cutaneotrichosporon oleaginosum, 1651 nucleotides. The record is from RefSeq and is a predicted model, not a curated record. NCBI's taxonomy places the organism in Eukaryota, Fungi, Basidiomycota, Tremellomycetes, Trichosporonales, Trichosporonaceae.